Messenger RNA from Emericellopsis atlantica, 3852 nucleotides. Its product is annotated as DNA mismatch repair protein msh6. Bases 131 to 3709 code for a protein of 1192 amino acids. Gene Ontology annotation, biological process: mismatch repair. The record is from RefSeq and is a predicted model, not a curated record. Gene Ontology annotation, cellular component: MutSalpha complex; nucleus. The transcript is spliced from 2 exons. Lineage: Eukaryota; Fungi; Ascomycota; Sordariomycetes; Hypocreales; Bionectriaceae. Gene Ontology annotation, molecular function: ATP-dependent DNA damage sensor activity; mismatched DNA binding; ATP binding.
GCACAACCAUCUUGUCACUUCUCAUGACCUGCAACUUUGCUUGACUUAAUCCGAAUUCUCUGCGAUCUGUCUAGUUGACUGUAAUUGUUUUCGAUUGCCUGCACACCCAACUCUCAUUCCGUUGCCCGUCAUGGCAGGGCCAACGCCUAAUGCAAGCCGUAAUCCGGCGAAGCCUCCAGCUUCAACCACGAACAAGUCUUCCACAAUCAAGAAGCAGCGCUCAAUCGCGUCCUUUUUCCAAAAGUCGUCCCCUGCCGCCGCUCCUGCAUCUUCGCCACUCUCAGAAAAGGUCAACAGCCCCGUUCCCUAUUUCCAAGAGUCCACCAAUACCAACGCUCUCCAAAAGAUGAAGAAGACGAAACUCGAAACGACCAUGAAUAGCGACGCCCUCGAAGUUCCGAGCUCUCAAGAGAACCAGAUACCAAGUGACUUGCCAUCACCCAGCACAGCGCCCACUCGUUCCAAGCCGAGCGCUGUCAAGCUUGAGAUAGUGGGAAGCAGCCCCUCCCGGAAGGCGAAAAAGGUUGUUACGUACGCGGAAUCGUCCGAUGAUGAGGAGCCAUUUGCAUAUGGAGCAUCGAGCUCACAGAGCAGACGUGCUAGAGCCACGGCUGUCGUGAAGGAUGAGGACGAUUUUGAAGUAGAAGAAGACGAUGCCGCGGAAGACGAUGACGACAUCGAUGACUUCGUUGCCUCUGACGACUCGGAACCAAAAUCCAAAAAACGCAAAAGAUCGACCAAGGCCGCCUCUUCAAGGAAGAAGCGGACACCUCCGCAGGAUGAAGAGGUGUCCCUUGAAGACAUCGAAGACGUCGACAUGGAGGGACUGCUAGAAGAUGUCCCAGCCUCCACAGCUUCACAAUGGCACUACGACCCUGAAGGUGCCGAACAACCCGUCAAGGUCCCCGAGAGUAGGACAAAAGCGCCCGGUACCAAGCAAAAGGCCCAUACCAGUGAGCCAUCUGACCGCUAUCCUUGGCUGGCUAAGAUCCAGGACAAGGAGAGGAGGUCCCCCGGUGAUCCCGAUUACGAUCCAAGGACAGUCUACAUUCCUCCCCUCGCCUGGGGCAAAUUCUCGCCUUUUGAGAAACAGUACUGGGAGAUCAAGCAGAACCUCUGGGAUACCAUCGUCUUCUUCAAAAAGGGCAAGUUUUACGAGCUCUACGAGAACGAUGCUACCAUAGGCCACCAAGAAUUUGACUUCAAGAUGACCGAUCGCGUCAACAUGCGCAUGGCGGGCGUUCCCGAAAGCUCACUAGACCACUGGGUCAACCAGUUCAUCGCCAAGCAGUACAAGGUGGCCCGAGUCGACCAGAUGGAAACCAACCUGGGAAAGGAGAUGCGUGAGCGCCAGGACAAGAGUGGGAAGAAAGCAGACAAGGUCAUCACACGUGAGUUGGCAUGCGUGCUGACCGGUGGCACUUUGGUCGACGGCAGCAUGCUCCAGGACGACAUGGCAGCCUACUGCGUGGCGAUCAAGGAAUCAUUGGUCGACGACUUGCCUGCGUUUGGUAUCGCGUUCACCGACACUGCGACGGGUCGCUUCCACCUGUCUGGUUUUGUCGACGACGUGGACCGGACCAAAUUCGAGACACUGAUUGCCCAGACGGGCCCCAAGGAGCUCCUACUUGAGAAGUCCAAGGUUUCCACCAAAACCAUGCGAAUCUUGAAAAACAACGUCAGUCCCACGACCAUAUGGACACACAUGAAGUCCGGCACAGAAUUCUGGGACGCCGAAAGAGCGCGACGUGAGCUCACCGCAGGCGACUACUUUGACGUCUGGCCCGAGGCUCUACAAGAGCACAAAGAUGAAGAGCUCGUCAUGUCUGCCGUGGGCGCUCUCAUUUCGUAUCUCAAAUUCCUCAAGGUGGAGCGGCCGCUCCUCACGCAGGGCAGUUUCGAGCGUUACAAUCCCAUACAGAAGAAUGGCACGCUCAUUCUAGACGGACAGACGCUCGUUAACCUUGAACUAUUUUCCAACACUGCUAACGGCACCACCGAAGGGACGCUGUUCAGCUUGCUUAAUAAGUGUGUGACGCCCUUUGGAAAGCGCAUGUUCAGGCAGUGGGUAGCACACCCCUUGUGUGACAUUCGCAAAAUCAACGAGCGCCUGGAUGCCGUGGAGAUGCUCAACAAGGACUCAUCUUUGCGCGAGCAAUUUGCGUCCCAAUUGACCAAAAUGCCUGACCUGGAGCGCCUUAUUUCCAGAAUCCACGCUGGCGCGUGCAAAGCCGAAGAGUUCGUGCGUGUGCUGGAAGGCUUUGAGCAAAUCGAAUACACCAUGGGGCUGUUGAGCACGUUCCAAGGUGGACAUGGUGUCGUUGAUCAAUUGAUCUCGUCCAUGCCAAGCCUCGAGGAGCCUCUGAACUACUGGAAGUCUGCAUUUGAUCGCGAAAGGGCAUGCAAAGACAAGCUGUUGAUUCCUGAGCGUGGCAUCGACGACGACUUUGAUGCCAGUCUAGAUCGCAUGGAUGAGAUCAAGGCAGACUUGCACCAGUUGCUGGCGGAGCAAAAAGCUGCCCUCAAGUGCAAGACAAUGAAGUUCACCGACGUUGGCAAGGAGAUUUAUCAGAUGGAAACACCCAAAUCAACCAAGGUCCCAUCGGGCUGGCGUCAAAUGUCAGCUACCAAGGACGUCAAGCGUUGGUACUUCCCCGAGCUCACCGCACUGGUGCGCGAUCUGCAGGAAGCAGAAGAGACACAUUCUCAGCUGGUCAAAGACGUUGCUUUGAGGUUCUUCCAGAAGUUUGACGUGGACUACGAUACUUGGCUCAAAGCCAUUCGCAUCGUCGCCCAGCUAGAUUGCCUCGUCAGCCUGGCCAAGGCAUCCACCUCACUCGGCCAGCCAUGCUGCCGCCCCGAGUUCGUGGACGAGGAACGCAGUCUUGUCGAGUUCGUCGAGCUCCGACAUCCGUGCAUGAUCAACAAUGUGGACGACUUUAUCCCGAACGACAUCAAGCUUGGAGGCGAGCAAGCCAAGAUCAACCUCCUCACAGGCGCCAACGCAGCAGGCAAAUCGACGGUGCUCCGCAUGUCCUGCGUUGCUGUCAUCAUGGCACAGGUCGGCUGUUUUGUUCCAGCAGUGUCUGCCCGCUUGACACCUGUUGACCGUAUCAUGUCGCGCCUCGGAGCCAACGACAACAUUUUCGCGGCGCAGUCCACCUUCUUUGUGGAGCUCUCGGAAACCAAAAAGAUUUUGUCCGAGGCCACGCCUCGAUCCCUCGUCAUCCUCGACGAGCUGGGCCGCGGUACCAGCUCGUAUGACGGUGUCGCCGUGGCACAGGCUGUUCUGCAUCAUGUGGCGUCGCACAUUGGGUGCGUUGGGUUCUUCGCAACGCACUAUCACUCCCUCGCCACCGAGUUUGAGAGUCAUCCAGAAAUUUAUGCUCGCCGCAUGCAGAUUCACGUUGAUGAUGAGAACCGCCGGGUGACCUUUCUCUACAAGCUCGAGGACGGUGUUGCUGAGGGAUCCUUUGGUAUGCACUGCGCAGCAAUGUGCGGCAUCUCAGGAAAGGUGAUUGAGCGAGCAGAGGUGGCUGCUCGAGAAUGGGAGCACACCAGUCGCCUGAAGGACAGUCUCGAGAAAGCCAAGACAGGUUGCUACAUACCACUCGGCGUGCUGAGCGAUGUAGGUGGUUUGCUCGGCGACAAGGGGGACUUUGGCCCAGGAGGUAUGGAUGUCUUGCUCAGAGCUAUUGAUGCAUUGUAAGAAACUUGAACAGGGCGCUACAUAUUUUGGGACUUGCACCGUUUUGUGGGAACGGCGUUUGCUACAUACCAGGUUCGGACUAUCUAUAGGGGUAGAUAGGGGCAGAUCGUUUGCUCCGAAUAAUACGAUAUGACAAAGGCCUG